This is a messenger RNA of Miscanthus lutarioriparius, 924 nucleotides long. The record is from the annotation of a GenBank genome assembly. NCBI's taxonomy places the organism in Eukaryota, Viridiplantae, Streptophyta, Magnoliopsida, Poales, Poaceae.
AUGGAAGGGAAGGCUGCCGAGGCGCGUCGAUGUCGCGGCUGCGCCCACUCGCGGGAGCCUAGGCGCGCUCGCCGCAGCCUGCUCGCCAACUCUGUGCUGCUCCGUCUCAUCACCCUCGACCGCCGCUUCGACGACGUAAACGCCGCGGGCGGCGACUAUGCCGCUACCACAACUCUAUCCUCAGCGCGCUGGGCUUCGGCUACGCAGACGCCAAGGCCGCCGAGGCGCAGGGACGUCGGGACGGACUCGGAGCGGGGCGGGAGCGGCGCACACGAACUGUUGCGGACCGGCGCGAUUUUGUCCGAACGAGUCUUAAUUGGAAUUGGAUUGGAAAAAUCAAAUCAAAUCCAAGGAGAAGUUCCUGAUCCGCCGAGCAAAGUACAAACCUCACCUGAUAAGGAGUCUUUUGACAAAGCCCUCACAAAGGAGUUCGUUGAAGAAGGUAAGCGUUGUGGAAUCAAAAGCAAAAGAAGCUGGAAGGGUCUUGAUUCAUAUGAAGGACAGGAAGCAAAUAAGAGGAACAACAACUGGCUACCACCUCCCUGGGCGCUCGAUGCAUUGACUAUCCUCGGAUUCAAUGAAUUUAUGACAUUGCUGAGGAAUCCCCUGUACCUGGCUGUUAUAUUUGUUGUCUUCCUUGUUGGGAAGGCCAUUUGGGUACAGUUAGACGUUGCCACUGAAUUCCAAAAUGGCUUUCUUCCAGCCAUUCUUUCACUGUCCACAAAGUUUGUUCCCGCUAUAAUGAACAUUUUGAAGAGAUUAGCAGACGAGGGGCAAGGAUCUGCAGGAGCUCGUUCAUCAUAUAGAAGUGUGACAUCUGCAGGAUCGUCCAGCAUAAUUGGCACAGAGAAUGGACCUGAAUAUUCAAGCCAGUGGCAAAAUGAUUUCUUACAUCUGUGCUUUUUGGGUGAAUAUCUAUCGUAG